UUGAAUUAUUGUCGAAUUGACGCUUUGAGGGAAGUUGAGCUGGACUUAGGGUAUACACAACAUUCAAUAACACAAUGUAUAUUCUCUAUAAAUAACAAUUCAAAAUAGAUGUGUGCGGCUAUGACAAACAUACUAGUAAAGAAGGGAGUGUGUCAAUUGCUCGCCUUGAACAAGUUCAGCAUACAGCAAUGGCUGAAGUGCAUCGAUACGAUUGUCUUUGAUGCUGAUGGCGUGCUCUGGCAUCGCGAGGAUGUAAUCGAAGGAACUCCGGAGACAUUUAAUGCGCUGCGUGCAAUGGGCAAACAAGUAUUCAUCUGCACCAAUCAUUCUGCCAUGUCCGCUAAUGGACUGUGCAACAAAGCUCAGAAACGUAACAUGUACACCGACAUUCACUUUGGCUACAAUUGCGGCUUUCAAACUCUUCUCGUUGGCACUGGCGUCAAUAAUUUACAAGAUGUGGCUGCUGCUCAGAAAUCCAGCAAACCAAUGCAGUAUCAGCAGAUUCCAGAUUUAUUUGUGCCUAAGCUUUCAGACUUGCUGAAGUUUUUGCCUUCUAGAAAUGGUUAG
Messenger RNA from Drosophila albomicans, 567 nucleotides. RefSeq names its product glycerol-3-phosphate phosphatase-like. Lineage: Eukaryota; Metazoa; Arthropoda; Insecta; Diptera; Drosophilidae. Gene Ontology annotation, cellular component: cytoplasm. The transcript has 2 exons. Gene Ontology annotation, molecular function: phosphatase activity. The record is from RefSeq and is a predicted model, not a curated record. Bases 109 to 567 code for a protein of 152 amino acids.